CGGCUCGGAAUGGCGCGGCACGGCACGGCACGGCGCGGCGCGGCACCCGGCACCGCCUGGGCACCGCAGCCAGAUACGGCUCGGCUCGGCUCGGCUCGGGAACGGGCGCUUGAGCACCUGACAUAGCCCGGAACGGCUCGGCACGGCACGGCAGGGCACCGCAAAGUCCGUGCCAGUCCUGCCCGGCACGGCACGGCUCGGCUCGGUUCGGGAGUGGGCACUGCAGUGCCUGACAUGGCCCAGAACGGCACGGCACGGCCGGGCACUACAAAGCCCACCCCAGUCCUGCACGGCACGGCACGGCUCGGCUCUGCACCUACCAGAGGGGCACGGGCAGGGCACGGGGCUGCAGCGAGCCCCGGCCGCCGGGGAGGGGCAGGGGGGGCUCGGGGCGCCCCAGGGAACUCAGCCCCUGGCCCCGCCCGCGGUCAUUGCCCGGUCCCGGGGGUCCAAGGUCGGUGCGGGCCUGAUCCGGUGCUUGCGGCUGCACCAGCGCCUUCCCCGCUCGUCCCCCGAGUGUCCCCGCUCCGCUCGCUGAGCCCCGACCUCCUGCCCGGGAUGGGGUCGUGGCUGUGGCUGUGGCUGGCGGUGCUGGCGGGGCUGUUGUGGCUGCGGCGCUGGCACCGGGAGCGGCAGACGGUGCCUGGCCUCUCGGAGAAGUUUGUGCUGAUCACGGGCUGCGACUCGGGCUUCGGCAACCUGCUGGCACGGCAGCUGGACGCGCGGGGGCUGCGGGUGCUGGCGGGCUGCCUGACGGAGCCGGGGGCCGCCAGGCUGCGGGCGGCCACCUCGCAGCGCCUGCAGACCAUCCUCCUGGAUGUCACCUCCAGCCACAGCAUUGCUGCCGCCACCGCCUGGGUCCGGGAGCAUGUGGGUGACCGAGGGCUGUGGGGGCUGGUGAACAAUGCUGGGAUCUUCAACCCGGUCGGCCCCAACGAGUGGCUGAGCAAGGAUGACUUCGUGAAGGUGCUGGACGUCAACCUGGUCGGCCUCAUCGAGGUGACGCUGAGCCUCCUGCCCCUGGUGCGCAGAGCCCGGGGCCGGGUGGUCAACGUGGCCAGCAUGGUGGGGCGCAUCGCCCUGGUGGGAGGGGGGUACUGCGUCUCCAAGUACGGCGUGGAGGCCUUCUCCGACAGCCUCAGGCGUGAGCUCCGGGAUUUCGGGGUGAAGGUGUCCAUCAUCGAGCCCGGCUGCUUCCAGACCAGCAUCCUGGACUCUGACGAGGUGAGGCAGAGCAUCGUGCGGGCGUGGGACUGCGCGCCCGACGAGGUCAAGCAGGAGUAUGGGCAGCAGUACUUCCAGGCCUACAACAGCAAUUUUCAGCAUUUCAUCGUCACAGCCAACCCCAAGCUCUCCCUUGUCACCAACGCCAUGGAGCACGCGCUGACAGCCGAGUACCCGCGCACUCGCUACGGAUGCGGUCUGGACGCCAGGCUCUUCUACAUCCCCCUGUCCUACCUGCCCAGCGCCUGGGCCGACCGCCUGCUCGCCACCAGCACCACCUAGGAGCGCGCUCAGGGCGCAGCCGGUGCCCAGCACGGUGCUGCUCAUACCCCCGGCAUCGGGCGUGCGGCCCAGGCCCCGCUCGCUCCAGUCGGUUGUUGGCGUUCGCGGCCAUUUCAUAGAAAGCAACACUGCCCUGAGUGCCUGCA
Molecule: messenger RNA, 1652 nt
Organism: Cygnus atratus (black swan)
Lineage: Eukaryota; Metazoa; Chordata; Aves; Anseriformes; Anatidae
Product: 17-beta-hydroxysteroid dehydrogenase type 6-like
Exons: 4
Coding region: 235-1506 (423 amino acids)
Molecular function (GO): oxidoreductase activity
Source: RefSeq, a predicted model, not a curated record